CCGCUGGUAGCUCGGAGCGCCGGUCCUGUGGCGUCACACAGGCGCGACCGGGCCGGCGCCGGGGAAGGAGCCUGUUGAGGGAUGCCCAAGAAGUUCCAGGGCGAAAACACUAAGUCGGCAGCGGCCCGGGCGCGGAAGGCUGAGGCCCAGGCAGCCGCUGAUGCCCGGAAGCAGAAGGAGCUGGAGGAUGCCUACUGGAAGGACGAGGACAAGCACGUCAUGAGGAAGGAGCAGCGCAAGGAGGAGAAGGAGAAGCGGCGCCUGGAGCAGCUGGAGCGCAAGAAGGAGACGCAGCGGCUGCUGGAGGAGGAGGACUCCAAGCUCAAGGGCGGCCGGGCCCCGCGGGUGGCCGCGCCCUGCAAGGUCACGCGUGCCCAGAUCGAGGAGACGCUGCGCCGGGACCACCAGCACCGCGAGGCCCCUGACCCAGUGGAGAAAGCCCGGAGCCACCUGGAGGUGCCGCUGGAGGAGAACGUGAACCGCCGCGUGCCCGAGGAGGGCAGCGUGGAGGCGCGCACCAUCGAGGACGCCAUCGCCGUGCUCAGCGUGGCGGAGGAGGCAGCCGACAGGCACCCGGAGCGGCGCAUGCGCGCGGCCUUCACCGCCUUCGAGGAGGCGCAGCUGCCGCGGCUGAAGCGCGAGAACCCCAACAUGCGGCUGUCGCAGCUCAAGCAGCUGCUCAAGAAGGAGUGGCUGCGCUCUCCCGACAACCCAAUGAACCAGCGCUCCGCCGCCUUCAACGCCAAGUGACCGGCGCGGAGCCACCGCGCGCGCCAGCCGCAGCCUUCCCGCCCACUCCGGCCCGCACCGAGGGCCGCAGAGCCGGCCGCGGGCUCCCACCCCGGGCCUUGCGCCCCCAGGCCCCGCAGCACCCGCGGUUCCUGCUCCCGUGGGGGGGGGGGGCCCUGCUCCGAGUGCGUCCCGGGGCUGAGCGCCCAAUAAAGGCGUGGCGACGGG
This is a messenger RNA of Choloepus didactylus (southern two-toed sloth), 957 nucleotides long. RefSeq names its product coiled-coil domain containing 124 (gene CCDC124). The record is from RefSeq and is a predicted model, not a curated record. NCBI's taxonomy places the organism in Eukaryota, Metazoa, Chordata, Mammalia, Pilosa, Megalonychidae. Gene Ontology annotation, biological process: transcription by RNA polymerase II. Bases 82 to 750 code for a protein of 222 amino acids. Gene Ontology annotation, cellular component: nucleus. The transcript is spliced from 5 exons. Gene Ontology annotation, molecular function: transcription coactivator activity.